Molecule: messenger RNA, 3112 nt
Organism: Orussus abietinus
Lineage: Eukaryota; Metazoa; Arthropoda; Insecta; Hymenoptera; Orussidae
Product: WD repeat-containing protein 75
Exons: 15
Coding region: 270-2804 (844 amino acids)
Biological process (GO): positive regulation of transcription by RNA polymerase I; positive regulation of rRNA processing
Cellular component (GO): nucleolus
Molecular function (GO): protein binding; RNA binding
Source: RefSeq, a predicted model, not a curated record
UUUAUACAGAUUUUUGUUACGUGCGGAAAAGUUAAUACGUUUCAACGCGCGACAGUUAGGACGGAUUUAAUAUGUACUACCAUGAAAGUGGUCCCAUUUUUUUACAAGAAAUAAUCUUCUAGUCACGUCUAAAUUCGACGCUGUAACUUGGAGGUUAUGGUGCGGCGACGCGUGACAAUGUUUUAUUUUUGUAAUGAAUUAUGAAAGUAAUAGUUAUACGUUGUGACAAUAUUUUUAAUAUCUGCUAGUCUUCCAAUAAUAUAGUAAAAAUGCAGUUGAAGCCGUCUACUGAGAUUGACUUGACCGACAAGAAUUCUGUAGAUGAUGAUUUGGUUGUAAAAAGGAAAGGCGGUGGAAGUAUCAUCGAUCAUCGCCCUUUAUUUUCACAGGAUGGAGAGGUAUUAUACGUUGUACGGAAACAAACGAUUAGAUCUUAUAGUACACAAACUGGUGAUUUUGUACGAGAAUUUGAACCCUUGGAGCAUAAAAUUAGCGGGAUUUCAAUACACCCAAAUAAUACAGGAACGAUUGUUGGCUGUUCGGAAACAGCGGAUGUUGUAUUUUGGAACUGCCACAGUGGAAUUAUUGCACAGAGAUUUCACCUUGACAUUCAAAAUUUGAAUGCAAAAAUUAAAACAUUCCAUGUCGUACACUUCAGAACAACUAAUGGGAAAACUGUUUAUCGAAUCCUUGUUACCUAUUUCUCCAGAGCCAGGAAUAUCAUUUCUGUUGUCCUUUGUGACCCUCAGAGUGGGAAAUUCAUCAAGCAUAGAUAUAUACAAGCUGACUGUGAUGAUUAUCAUGUAGAUUGCAUUGGGAAUGGAGGCGACAACUUGAUUGCAGUUGCGUAUAAAAUGGAUUUACAUAUUUUAAGUCUAGGAAGAAUGUUAAAUGAUACAAUGCAUAAAACUAUGAGAACAUUUACUUGUAUUGCUGGGCACCCUAAUGAAGACUGGGUCGCAACAGGAGAUAUAAGUGGUAGAGUUUUGGUAUGGAGAGGGCUUUCAGAAAACAAACCGAUUCAUACUACGUAUCACUGGCAUACCCUACCAGUUAAAGAGAUAGCCUUUAGUAGUUCAGGGGGUUAUAUGUACACUGGAGGUAGCGAGUGUGUCCUCGUUAAAUGGACGCUUGCUAAUCCACAACAUAAGUCAUUUCUUCCACGGUUACCAGCACCUAUCAAACAUCUCAUAAUUGCACCAGAGACUCAAUAUGUUGCUGUGUCAACGCUGGACAAUGGUAUAGUCAUUGUGGAUCCACACAGAAAAUUAACUUCGAUAAUACAGAAUUUUACAUGGGGGGUCACCAUGUCAUGCCAGGAUUUAUUCCCAGCUGGCCUCACUGUCGAUCCACGAACCAACAGUCUUGUUCUCAACAGCCGUACAGGCCAUGUGCAAUUUUAUGAUCCUCACAAUAGAACUCUUUUAUAUAAUGUCAACAUAACGGCACAAAAUAUUCUGAGUCAAGAACGAAAUGCCAUUAUUGUAAAUACAGAAGUUAUGAAAGUAACAUUGAAUCAUGAUGGAACGUGGAUGGCAACGGUCGAGCAACGAGACGAUAAGUUGUCUAGCAUUGAAGUGAGACUCAAAUUCUGGAAAUUUGACGUUAACAGACAAAUCUUUGUUCUCAAUACUUCUGUCGAGCUGCCUCACGAGGAUGGUGUAACUGCUUUACAGUUUCAACCGUACACAUCAUUUAAUAGCGAUAAUCCAUUGGUGGUCACAACAGGCAGAGAUAAAAAAUUUAAAUUGUGGACUCUUGUCGAACCUACUUCGAUACAUAAAAAAUUGAAACACUGGCAGUGUCAUAGCGUUGGCUUCUACAGAAAUCUUCUUCCAACGGAUGCCACAUUCUCCAUGGAUGGUUCCCUUCUCGGAGUUGGCUUCGAUUCCACUUUGACAAUUUGGGUACCAGAGACGUGUAAACUAAAAUGCAGUCUUUCCCACAGGCACUACACUCACCCUAUAACUCACCUUGAAUUCGGUAGACACGAGGCGUGUCAUCUUGUGGUAGUUGGGUCAACUGAACAUAUAGCUGUAUGGAAUCUUUUGACUCUUACGUUAAUGUGGGGUGUACCUCUUAAACUGUCUACUCUGACGGCAGAUCCAAACUCGAUAUACAUGGCUGCCUUUACCGCUGACAAUACACUAUUUGUAUUUACUCCCCGAUCCUCGAUGCCAGUGUACACAAGAAAACAAGUUCUUGAUACAGACAGCUUCGUGUUAGGAGCCUGUUUUGUAUCACAUCUUCAAGAGAAAGGGGCUGGUAAACAAUGGCUACGAAAAUCCCAGAUCUUCUUUUUAGACUCCAAUCAGGAGCUACUUUCGUUGGAGCCAGAAUCUACAGUUACAGUGCCCCUAGAAAAUUUAUCCAUCGAUGGACAUGUACCUGCAACUGCUUUUGCAAAUUUAAUGGCAUCGCAGGUUAUUUUGACCAAGGAGAAAACCACUCCGUACGUCUACGAACAGUUCGGACUUCCUGGGAAAGGCAUGGUUGAGCAACUGACGAAUAUCCCUGCACACACGUUGCCUCCGACGAGGCUUCUCUGCACUGCGUUUCUUACUUCCUUGCUGACGGUGCCUCCGACGAAGUCCUCAAAUGAAGACUCCUCUAGGGAACCCGAUGAGGACGACGUGUUUCAGAACUCGAGGAACGAGAGCGACGACGAGGAGACAGAGAAAAAAGAGGACUCUAAGAAAUCUCUUUCUCUCCUGGUGGACGCUGUCGAUGAGGCUUCUGACCAGGCUCUCGUUAAUCACGAUUGGAGUUUCCUUUCCUCUUUGCUCCCUAGCGAUGAAGGCUGAUUUGGAAGUCGUAAGUUCCUCCAAUAAUCAUGCGACUUGCUCGACUUCCAUCUGAAGAAUCAUUAAUGACACCCCUGUGGCAUCGUUGACUAAUUGUCAUGUACUGUAAGAUUUCGAGGAUUAUCUCUGUGACGCAUUGCUCAGGAUCGGUGGUAUCUGUAUGUCAUUUAAAAAAUUAAGUUUACGUGUUUACCAACGCUGCAUGGCAUAACCCGGACUACGUGUAGGUGGGGUGAAGUGAAUCGUGUAUGUAUUGGUUCUUGGUUUAUUGGCGUAAAAAAUUAAUAAAUAUACGUUGUGAAUAUGAA